CUCUGUAGAUACUCUCUUCUACUCUCAUCUUUUGUCACUGUCUUCCUUUACCAUUACAUUAAACCCACCCGCCUUCCAUUUUUCUGAAAAUUCUUUCCCCUUUCCCUUUCAGUUCCGACCACAAAUGACCUCCAAAUCUUCCCUUUCUUUCCUUCUCCUCUUCUUCUUCUUCUUCUUUCUCAGGCCAGUAUCAGCGCAGAGGCUGAGCUCCAUUGAUUUGGCGGCUUUGCGUGAUAUUAAGAACUGUUUGACUGAGAUUCCGGCCGCCGAGUUUUUUACUACCUGGGAUUUUGCUUCGCCGGCUGUCGACCCUUGUGUGUCCUUCGCCGGAGUUACUUGCUCGGGGAGUCCGCCGAGAGUUGUUACUCUGAUGCUUGGCUCCGGGAUGUCGGAGUCGCCGCGGCUGGCCGGGACGCUUUCUCCGUCGAUUGGUAAUCUCUCAGGGUUGACCCAACUGGUAUUGUUCUCCGGCAUUGUCACCGGUCCCAUUCCGUCGCAAUUGGGGUUGUUAACUAACCUCCGGAUUCUUAGCUUGAGUAAUAACCGGUUGACCGGGUCGAUUCCGGCGGAGAUUUUUGGUCUUCCGAAUCUUCACACGCUCGAUCUGAGCCGUAACGAGCUGACGGGGCCAGUGCCGGGAGUAAACAAGUUGACGGAGCUGAGAGUUAUGAUUCUGGCCGGGAACCAGCUCUCCGGCGAGUUCCCGGCGGAGCUGCCGGGGAAUUUACUCCAUUUGGAUUUGAGCGAGAACGAGUUAUCGGGGGAGUUACCGUAUCACUUGCCGGUUUCCCUCCGUUACGUGUCGGUUUCCGUGAACCAGAUGUGGGGCCCACUCAACGGACUUGAAUCGCUCUCAGAUUUAGUGUAUCUCGACCUCAGCAUGAACCGUUUCGGUGGGCCCAUCCCUCCCAACCUCUUCCGCCCUUCUCUCGCGUCCGUUUUUCUCCAACGGAACAAUUUCUCCGGUGGGGUCCACGACCCCCACCAAUCCCCCUUAAUCCCGUACGGCCCCGGAUCCGUACUGGACCUCAGCCACAACUCCCUCACCGGCGAAAUCCCCGCCGCGCUCGCCGACGCCGAGAGCUUAUUCCUCAACAACAACCGCUUCGUCGGGACCGUCCCGCCGGAGUACUUCCGCAGCGUCUACGCCGGCGUCACCAAGACCCUCUACUUGCAGCACAACUUCAUCACCGAGUUCCCGAUCGAGCAACGGGGCGGCCCGGUUCCGCUGCCGGAUUCCGUCACGCUGUGCCUGUCGUACAACUGCGCGGUGCCGCAGUUGCCGGCGGGAUCCAUGACGUGUCCGGCCAGCGCCGGCGAGCAGCUUUCCAGGCCUCCUUCCCAGUGCUCUCUCGUCAACAAUGGCAGCCAUGCCCGCUAACAUUAUACUGUCAGUUUUUAUUUCUUUUUUUGGUUUUAACUUUUCGGCUUUUUGGUCUGUAAUUAGCAGUUAUCAUACAGAAUUUAGAAACUACAAGCUAUAGCCUAUAGGAUUAGUAUUACUGAAAACAAUGUAUUAUUUUAGAUUUUCUUGGUAUGCAUGCAUAGUAAGUACUGGUAACUGGCCUGGUGUGUUUGCUUUUUGUAAGAUUUGGCCAGUGUGUUUGCUUUUUGAUUGUAAGAUUUUCGUUUAAUGAUAUUUUUUU
Messenger RNA from Ipomoea triloba (trilobed morning glory), 1646 nucleotides. Its product is annotated as leucine-rich repeat receptor-like protein kinase PEPR2. NCBI's taxonomy places the organism in Eukaryota, Viridiplantae, Streptophyta, Magnoliopsida, Solanales, Convolvulaceae. The transcript has a single exon. Bases 125 to 1381 code for a protein of 418 amino acids. The record is from RefSeq and is a predicted model, not a curated record. Gene Ontology annotation, molecular function: protein binding.